Panicum hallii is the source of this 1187-nucleotide messenger RNA. RefSeq names its product adenine phosphoribosyltransferase 2-like. Gene Ontology annotation, cellular component: cytosol; cytoplasm. The transcript has 7 exons. Gene Ontology annotation, molecular function: adenine phosphoribosyltransferase activity. Lineage: Eukaryota; Viridiplantae; Streptophyta; Magnoliopsida; Poales; Poaceae. The record is from RefSeq and is a predicted model, not a curated record. Gene Ontology annotation, biological process: adenine salvage. The coding region runs from base 235 to 894 and encodes 219 amino acids.
UAGGCGAGGGAGGAGCGAGCUGCGACUGCGAGCCCCGCCCCGGCGCUUGUCUCCAAGGGAUAAUAAACGUUGCCCAGCUCACUCCGCGCGCCAUCGCCUCCUCCCCUGCCGUGCCCUGCUCGGCUCUAUAUAUACGCGAGCGCACCAGCCCGGCAAGCAACAAUAAAGGCUGGGUAGAAGAGGAAGGGGAAGCUUGGACCGGUCGAGCUGAGCGAGCGAGAGGGAGAGGAAUUAAUGGGUGAGGAGGCCAGCUGCAACGCCGUCAGCGUGAUGGAGGCCGCCAAGCAGCAGCAGCCGCCCAAGGAGAACGGCCUCGCCGCUGCCGGGGAGGCCGUGACCGCGGCGGCGGCGCCCGACCCCCGGCUGCAGGGCAUCUCCGACGCCAUCCGCGUCGUCCCCCACUUCCCCAAGGAAGGCAUCAUGUUCAACGACAUCACGACGCUGCUGCUGCGCCCCGGGGUGUUCAAGGACGCCGUCGACCUCUUCGUCGAGCGCUACCGCGGCAUGGGCAUCGACGCCGUCGCCGGGAUUGAGGCCAGGGGCUUCAUAUUUGGCCCGGCGAUCGCGUUGGCCAUCGGCGCGAAGUUCAUACCGCUGCGCAAGCCUAGGAAGCUCCCAGGCGAGGUGAUCUCCGAGAAAUAUGUUCUCGAGUACGGGACUGACUGUUUAGAGAUGCACGUUGGAGCUAUCGUGCCUGCUGAGCGCGUGAUCAUCGUCGAUGACUUGGUUGCGACCGGUGGUACACUUUGUGCCGCGAUUAGGCUUCUCGAACGUGCUGGAGCUGAUGUGGUCGAGUGCGCAUGUCUCAUUGGGCUCCCAAAAUUUAAGAAUUUCUACAAGCUUAAUGGAAAGCCUGUCUACGUACUGGUGGAGUCCCGUGAAUCUGAUAAAUAAGAAGUGCCGGUCAGGAAUGAUGGUGGGUUCAUUCCUAGCUACUGCAUGCAAUUGAAAGGUGGAGGGGCAUCGACAACUAUGCCGUACAUUACUAUGGCUAGCUGCUAAGUCUUGGUGAGGGGAGAGGUUAGAGAGUGUAGUCUUGUAGGCUUGGUAGUUUUUUUUUUCAGAGUACUGAAGGAGCUUGUAGUUCUGCUGCCGGGAACAUGGUUAUUAGCUGAAUCAAGGUUGCUGCUGUUCCAUUGCUGGUUGAUUGGCGCAAUCUGCAUGAUAAACGGAACUUCAGAGAACAA